AUGGCGGAGAGUAUAAUAAAUCUCACCCUAGAGAUCCUCUUCCGGCUUACUGGAGAGGACUACACAGUAGUGAAGAAGACCUCUAGUGAGCGCUGUCAGGCCCCUGUGUCUGAAGGAUGGGGAAGAACCCUGAGUCCAAUCACGGGGCCUCCACCCCACCCCCUGAUACAUGAGGAAAUCAACAGAGAGAAGAUCCUAGAACUCGCCAACAAGAUGAUUGAGCUGCUGACUGGAGAGGUUCCUGUAAGGUGUCAGGAUGUCAUAGUCUAUUUCUCCAUGGAGGAGUGGGAGUAUGUAAAAGGACACCAAGAUCUGUACAAGGACAUCAUGAUGGUGGAUCACUGGCCUCUCAUAUCACCAGUUAAGGAAGAGAGGGAGAGAACAAAACCUGAGAGAUGUCCCAGUCCACAUCUUCCACAGGAUAAUUCAGAAGAACAUCACUAUUAUUACAUGAUUUAUCCUUGUAUUAAUGAGAAAGACGGAGAUGGCAGGAUUACAGCUGACCAUAGACGUUACAUGUUGUCAGGAUCUUCUCACUAUUUUCUCCCUGUAGAGACUUUUUAG
Bufo gargarizans (Asiatic toad) is the source of this 564-nucleotide messenger RNA. RefSeq names its product oocyte zinc finger protein XlCOF7.1-like. NCBI's taxonomy places the organism in Eukaryota, Metazoa, Chordata, Amphibia, Anura, Bufonidae. Gene Ontology annotation, biological process: regulation of DNA-templated transcription. The record is from RefSeq and is a predicted model, not a curated record. The transcript is spliced from 5 exons. Bases 1 to 564 code for a protein of 187 amino acids.